AUGACGAACUUUUCGCAAAUCAACAUAACGACGGAAGUCCCUUAUCUUAACGUGUCGGGUGUUUCGGAUUUCACGUCAGAUGAACCUAGUUACGCCGAGGAAACCGCGACUGAAACAUCAACUGAGGUCGAUGACAGUUAUUCCUACGACUAUAGCUGGGAUAUUGAUGUACCCGAUAGUGUAUACAUUGUCGUGUUGGGCAUUGCGUCUGUGCUCAUCGUGGUGGGCAACCUUUUGGUAAUUAUUGCUGUAUUCAAACAACCAAAACUACGACGUUCCGCUACAAACCUGUUCAUCGUAUCACUGGCCUUUUCAGAUCUUCUUAUCGGACUCUGCGUCGGGCCGAUGGAGCUCAUUCGGAUAAUGGGUUCCAGGCUGCUGGUCACAGUUGAAGCUUUGUGCGAUAUUCCGGGCGUUCUUCAAUAUACCAGUAUCUGCACCACCAUAUUUACACUUGUGGCAAUAGGUGCGGACCGCUACCGCGCUAUUGUACAACCAAUGAAGCCACGCGUCUCCGUGCAUAAAGCGCGAGUGUGCAUAGUUGGCAUUUGGGUAUUGGGGUUUGUGUACGCUGCGUAUCGAUUUCCGGUGCAUGGAGUGACAUUCUGGUAUGGCAAGACAGAAAAUGACAGUCGUUUGUACUUCUGUGAGGUGCUUCCUCAGAUGCAUUUUAUAGAGAUCCCGAUGACUGUUGUACACCUCGUGGUUCUAUACAUUGUUCCGCUGAUUACGUUGACGUAUCUUUACGGUAGAAUGAUCGUCACGCUAUACGGCGGGACGUCGAUCAACGACGAGUCUAAACGUAGAAAGAAACGAGCAGUCAAGAUGUUGUUACUUGUUGUCGUAAUGUUCGCUCUCAGCUGGCUGCCGUAUAGAGUCCACGCUGUGCUGUAUUUCUACGAUGAAAGCUGGUUCACCGAUUCCUGGUUCAUAUACAGUUUAUUUUACUUCGCAUAUCUCUCGAACAGUUUCGUCAAUCCGAUAAUCUACGCUGCUUUCAGUGCGAGUUUCCGCCGGGAAUUUGCUACGAUCUUGACUUGUGGCUUACACGAAGCGCUCGUGAAGAGGAGGCGACGGGGUGUGGAGCUGCUUCAAACACCUAAGUCGCAAAGCGGCAGUACCGUCACUGGCAUGACCCAGGUCACUGGAACUGGUAGUAGCGUUUAUCGGAGCGAAAAUAGCAUGGCUAUGGAGAGCUUUAAAAGAAAGAAUGCUGUGAAAAGCAAACAUGUAGUCAUGGAAAUGGAUGGUAGCUCAGUUUGCGAGAGGCAGGACGAGUCCUCCAAUUUUGGGCCACAGCUGCACCAAACUAUCAAACCUGAAAAUAUUUCUUACGACAACACAUGCUUCACACAAACUGAAGAUCAACAUGUUUUGGGAACGAUCACUGAAGAAACUGGGAACUCAGAGCAACAUGUGGACUAUACACAUCAAACGAUAUCGUCUAAAACCAUGACGAACUUUUAUGCGAGGGACUGGAAUGCAAGUUUUACAACGAACAAAACAAUGGUUUAUUUGAGUUGUGGCGCCGACAUAAUUCGGGACUAA
Messenger RNA from Saccoglossus kowalevskii, 1548 nucleotides. Its product is annotated as probable G-protein coupled receptor 83-like. The record is from RefSeq and is a predicted model, not a curated record. Lineage: Eukaryota; Metazoa; Hemichordata; Enteropneusta; Harrimaniidae.